GUGAAGGCUCUCCUGGGACGCAGGCGCAGACUGCUCUGAGCGAGCCUUCCGUGGGGGGGGGGGGAGCCCGCGCAUGCGCGGCGUUUGGCCGGAGGACGCGCUGCUGGAGCCUGGCAAAGUUCUCUGGGGAAUCUGUGCCAUUGUCGCAUCAACCAUCUGUUAGACGAAGUUAGAUAGUGAAACAACUUUCUACAGAGCCAGCAAAGGCUAUCUACUAACUACUGAAGAAUUAUUUUAUGGUGCUCUUGCCAGUUUUGAAUUAGACUCUCUCUUGUGCCAGAAUGUCAUUGGAUGGAGCCCAACAAGAUCAUGGCCGUGGCAUGAAGAAAGACAAUCAUAAUGUUGGAUUCUUUCCUGCAGCCCAGUCUGCAAAUACCCAUGCAAAUCUUGGGAGAAUGAACCAGGGUGCACGAAUGGGUGGCUAUAUGAAUUUUGGACGGGGUCAGGCAGUGGGCCUACAAGGUAUGGGACAAGGACAUCAGAAUAUAAUGUCUUCAGGUGGUGGGCCUUCUCGAUCCAGCAGUGGUUUGCCUUCUUUAUUUGAUGUAGGCAGUCGUAAUCAACCCUCACUUGCCGCUCAGAAACGGAUUGAUGCGGACAGGGCCAGUAAUAUUUUAGCAACUUUUGGCCUUUCAUCCAGGGACUUGGAUGAGCUGAGCCGCUAUCCUGAAGACAAACUUACUCCUGAAUCCUUGCCAGACAUUCUUAUGCAGCUUAAAAGAAAAAGAAAUGAUGAUGGAGCAUCUUUGAAUUACAGCAGAGGUGACAGUUCUCCUCGGGAAGAUCGUUCCUUCAGAGCCUCCCGUAGUGAGUGGGAGGAAGAAAGGCGCUUUCGGAAUAAUUUUGAAGGUCGUGAUCCCGAUGCUGAUCCAGUGGUCAAUUAUGACCAUGGUUCUUCUCGAGAGUCGAGUUUUAGAUAUUAUGACAGGAAGGACUAUGAGCCUGAACGAUUAAGAGGUGAUGACUUUCGUAGGGAUGAUAUGCGUUUGUCUGACCCAAUGUAUAAAUAUGAUUCUGAUUAUGGAAAAAUGGGGCCUUCUUCUCGUGGCCAAGAAAGGUCCCUUUUUGAAAGAAAACGAGGAUCUCCUUCACUGAGCAACGUAAACGAUUACCAUGGUUUCUUGCCAGCAAUGUUCCCUCAUUUGUGUUCGCUGUGUGAUGUAACUGUUCAUUCUGUGAAGGAAUGGAACCAGCAUAGGAAUGAACCAGCACACAAAAGGCGUUGCUUGCUGCUCUUGGAAAUUUACCCUCAAUGGGUUCCAGAAGAUGUACCAACCACAAGGAACAAUCCUUCUGCCCGGCAGUCCAAUCUUGCUCCAGAUGCUGCAUCUGCAAUCCUCGCAGCCAUCAGACAGUUGGAUGCACUGGACCCUCAUGGAGGCAACAGAAAAGGUCAAAUCCAGAACAAACGAAACAUGAAGGCAAUGGAUGAACCUGGCCGAGUGCUUCAUAUGACAGAAUUACCUAAAGGAAAAUGCAAAGUGAAAGACAUCCUCAAACUCGCUCAACCUUUUGGAAUCAUUACAAAGUACUUGCUUUUAAAUACAAAGAGCGAGGGGUUUGUGGAAAUGGCCACAAGUGGACAAGCACAAACGGCAGUCGCCUUUUACAGUAUGAAACCGGCAAUUCUUUAUGGCAAGAAGGUCCGAGUGGAUAUGUCUCACAAGUACAAAGAGAUAGAUUUGAAGAAGCAAAAACAAGAAAGGAGUGGUGGCAGGGUGGCGCUUCUGCAGAAUCUCCCUCCGUCUGGGUACUCGGACGCUGAUGUUGUGAAAAUUGGUACCAGCUUUGGGAAAGUGCUCAAUUACAUUGUGAUGAGACUCAGGAACCAGGCAUUUCUGGAAAUGGAGUCAAAAAAAUGUAUGGUAGACAUGGUUAAACACUACAAGAAAACACCUUUAAUAUUUCGAGGUAGAAAGGUAACGGUGGAUGCAUCUCAGAAAUACAAGACUCUUGUACUGAAGAAACCGAGCAUAAAGGUUCAAGAAUUAUUGAAAGAACAGGAUGAAGCAGAUAGAAGAAGACGACGUUCCCGCAGUCCUUCUUUUAAGAAAAAACUACCUAGCAAAUCAAAGAACCCUCCAAAAGCUGAUGGAGAUAAAGGAGAACAGAGAACCUCUGAAAGUUCGCCUUCGAAAGAAAUCAAGAAGGAAAACUCCGAGGGAGAUAAUGAAGGAGAAAUUAAAUCUGAAAUAAAAGAGGAAGUUUCACGGGAAGAAGCAAUUGCAGUUGUUGAAAGUGAUGUGGAACUUGAAGAAGCUAUGGUUGAGGGGCUCUGCACUAGUGAAUCAGAGAAUGAAAUUGAUCAAGAAGGUUUACUGAAGGAAACGAUGCAUGAAAUGGAAGUAUCUGACUUGGUGGAACCAGAUUCCAAAAUAGAUGUGGAAACAAGCAUGCAAAAUACAUCAGAAACAACUGAGACGACACCAGCUGUUCAAAGGAGCAAAAGAAAUCAACAAAUGUCAUCCCAGGAGUUGAAGGAAGAGUGCUUUCCUGAAAACAUAGAUGAAUUUGUAACUGUGGAUGAGGUUGGUGAUGUAGAAGCUGGAAAUUUGGAUCUGGAAGAUCUGACAUCUUGUGCAGAGAACAGUAGUAAACUGGAAACUGAUGAAGCCGAUGUAAGUGUUCUAACAGAGAAAUCUGAGGACACCAAUGAGCAAAAAGAAGAGGAUGUAGACAAACCUAAAAGAAAACGUGGUCGAAAGAGGGGAAAAAACAUUAAAACUAAAAGAACAGAACAAAGUGACAAAAAAGAUAGUAGUGAAGAAAAUGAAGUAAAACAAGAUGGAGAUGAAAUGAUUGAAAAUAAGAUGGAUACAGAUCAAAAGAAUGAAACGCAGGGCGAGACAAUCUCAACUUGUGUAGAACCAGAAAGCAAGCGUGCUCGAUCACGAUCUCCUACUCCAGAUGAGUACCGACUUGCACCAUAUCAGCCCAACAAUCCUGUUGGACUAGACUAUGUGGUUCCAAAGACUGGAUAUUAUUGCACGCUGUGCUGUCUCUUUUACACAAAGGAGGAAGUGGCAAAGAAAACCCAUUGUAGCAGCCUGCCUCAUUAUCAGAAACUGAAGAAAAUGUUGGACAAGCAAGCUGAAGAUUACCGGAAAACUAAAAUGGAACAAAGUCCUGAAGUGCAGAUUGAAGAACAAACUGACCAAUGAUCCCACUGAUGAUAGUUCAUAACAUCUAACCAAUUAGCUGGCAAUUCUCAUAGCUUCCUGAUUUUAUUUGUUAUUAUUUUUGCCCUUCUAACAAUAUUUAGAUAUGUCUUAAUAUUGCAAUGUACAGACAUGCAUGAAUGGAUUGGCAACAGUGAUCACAUUUUUGUUUGCAGUAACUGUAUUUGUUAAAUAGGAAAAAAUUCUCGGGGCAGGGUAGGUAGGGACAGUUAAAUUUCAAGGACCGUUGAAGUGGUGGGAAUUGAUGGAUUUCUGUGCUAUUGACAAAAUACCAGUUAUUGAGUUGUUCAAGGAACUGCUUUGUGUUGAGUACCAUUUUCUGGGCUAUUUUAUCAAAAGCUGUCAAAGGAAGUUGGUUAUUUUUGUAAAGUGUUAAGUUGAAAACAUUCAGCAAAUGUCCAAGUUCAGUGUUGUAUUGCAUAUAAACAGGAAAUGUCUUGCCAAGAAUUAAUUACAUGAUUAUUGAAAUCUGUAGAAGAAAUGUCUAAUGUUCACAUUGUUGCAGCACAUUCACACAAUAACAAAGCUUGCAUGACACUGAUGGUAAAGGGGAAAGAAAGGAUGAAUGUGGUGUUGAUAUGGUGAGAUGUUUGAGCCAUUAAAAGGGUAGAAAUCCUGAUAAUUCUGUGGAGCAAUAUGCUCUGCAAGUUAAAAGUGAAGACCAAAAUACAAUUAUAUUUUGUUUGAUUUGAACUAAUGUCAUUCUUUUUUUCUGAUAUGGAGGGUAGGGGGUGCUGGAAGUUGAACAGCUAAUUUCUGUCUGGCAAAUUCUCAAAUUUUGCUUUUAGUACACUCUGUAUCAUGGCCCUGCAUAUAAAUGGCUCCAGUGGUUUAUUUAGCUCGUUUAAAAUAAAACCCAUACGAGUUAGCACCAAAACCAAUCUGCAGUUUUGUUUGUCUUGUUUUUGCAGUGUGUCAUUUAUGCUGCAUUUAAUGAGGGCAGUAUCAUAUAUUGACUAGCUCAUCACUUCAAUUUUUCAACAAAAUACACAUUUUACAAAACUGAUUUUUAAAACAAUUUCUCAAAUGCUUCCUUUAAAGCAAAAACCUAAAUUAUAAUCAGCCAAGAUAAAUUGAACUUCCCAUUUUUUUGGUAUAUCUGCUAGGGCUGUGUCUUUAAAGAAAAUUGCUGGCUUUGUGAGAAAUGUUCUGAAAAUAGGAACGUUAUAUUAAUUUUUAAUAUUAGAAUCCUUGUAGAAUCACUACAGUUUGUUUCCAUUAAAACUAAUUUCAAGUUUUUACUUUUGUAGAAUGUAGUUUGGUUACUUUACACAAAGGGCUAAGCUUGCAGGAAAGGAAUUCAAACACUGUUUCUCUUGAGUAACCUGAGAUUAACUUGUACAGUACUGUGUAGUACUCAUUUGUGAGUGAUAAAAUCAGCUUGCAAUGGUUACCAAUGAUCCACACAUGUUCAAAAAUUGCGAGCACAAUGCAUAUUUACUUGACCAUGGUACUAAACAAAUGUCUUUGUACAACAAGUUAUCUAUAUGCACACAAAAUUGAACAAAUUCCCAAAAAUUCUGUGUCCCAGUUGGUCUUUGAUUUGCCCUAUUGUAAGCUAGUUGUAAACAAGUGAAUGUGAGCAACUCUUUGACACAACUUAGUGCAUUUAAAUUUACUGUAAAUAGUUUUUAAUGACUCAUUCUUGUGACUAGUUUAAGAUUACUGUCUGACUGGGGUUACAUUGGCGUAGUGUGCUGAUGAUCCUGUCAUAAAAGUUUGUCCCUUUGUUUUUAGCAUAUAUCACCAAGUUUGCCUCUUUUGGGUGGUAUGUUUUAAUGUUGGUAUCUAUUUUAGAUGUGUAGGACUUCCAAUGCAGACAAAUGUUUUGGUUUGUUUCUUGAUAAAUAUAUGACAUAAUGGGCAUUGUGCUUUUUUGACAAGUAUAUCCUGCAUGGGUGUGGAAUAACACAUGCUUCCAGGGGAUUAAGUUUGCUAAUGAAGGUAUCUGUCUGAACAGAAUACAGUACAUGCCACCACCUGUGUUUAAUGAAGAGAAUUGUGUGAAGCACUGCAGCUUUAAUCAAGAGGCAGCAAAGUAUGAAAACUGCUGUUAUGUCAUGUUUUGGUUUGAGUAGAAACAAGUAGUUUUGUAAUUCUUAUGUUCAAAUAAAGCUCCAGGUUUCUAUGA
Molecule: messenger RNA, 5310 nt
Organism: Pristis pectinata (smalltooth sawfish)
Lineage: Eukaryota; Metazoa; Chordata; Chondrichthyes; Rhinopristiformes; Pristidae
Product: matrin-3-like
Exons: 16
Coding region: 282-3161 (959 amino acids)
Cellular component (GO): nucleus
Molecular function (GO): RNA binding; zinc ion binding
Source: RefSeq, a predicted model, not a curated record